CGAGGGGGUCGGCGUUCCUCGGCUGGGAAGGGCAUGGGGCCGCCUGUUGCUUUUCCAGAGGGUCGCGCACGCCGUUGGCCCCGCUGAGGGGUUGAGAGGCCCUCGCCCUGCUGGGAGAAGGGCUCCUUUUCGUUACUGAGGUGAUGGCGGCGGGAGGGGGGAGUGUCUCUGCCCCCACCUCCACGUCGGCAGGCGAUAGAUGCUCCUCACCUUGCCGAGGCAAAGGGAGGCGGUCUGGUUACCUGAAAGAGGGGAGCGACGUUAGUGCUCCUAGCCCAGUGGGAGUUGGGGGGUGGAGAUGGAGGUGGAUGUGGGGGGAUGCCUCUGCCCCCUACACCAGGGCGGGGGAGGGUGUUGCCAGGCAGAAGAUCGCGGUCUUUCUGGCCGCGCCUUACGGGCGGGGGAGGAAGAGGCUGACCCGCUCACGGGGAAGGCGGGGGCCUGGUCCAGCGGAGGUGUGGGGUGGGCGGCCAUCCGAAGGGUGAGGCCUGCCAGGGGGCCGUUUUGGCCCCUGCUGGCUGAAGGGUGGGGAGCCAUCCCCGCGCUUCUCCCGCCUUCCGCGGGGAGGCGGGAAUUCUCCAUCUUUUUUGGAGGAGGGGAGCGGGAGGAGGGAAGUACGAAGGCCAUGCCCCGAGGGUGAUGCGUGCCGCGGCCGUAGUACUUAUAAGGGAGAGCUGGAAGAGGCCGAACCGUAUCCCACAAAGGGUGGAUUGGGCCUCCCCUCUUUCCUCCUAACUCUCGAGAGCCGGAGGCGCCACCAGUUCCUUCCUGGAUAGGAGGGCAGGCAAUUGGCACCUCAAGGAAGGUGGGAGUCAAUCAUUUUGACAAGUCUCCCGAAAGGAACAGCUAACAGGAGCUGAAACCUUUUCCAUUUGGUCUCGUGGCAAAGGCAGAGAUCACGCCAGCAGCUCCACACAGUAUGGAAGACAAUUCUUUAUCUUCUUAUAUGACGUGCUCACUAGUGCCCUCUAAACAAUCUUCUGGUACCUCUCUCUUGCCUAAAGACAAUGCCCCAUUUUCUUGGGGUUCCUUGGAUGAGGAUGGACUGGAUGACUCCCUGCUGGAGCUGUCUGAUGGAGAAGAUGAUGGCCAUUUCAGUUUCACAGAGGAAGAGAUUCAGGAGCUCUUAAAGGAUGAUGACUUAUCAAAUGAGCACUUGUCUUGGGGAGGAGAGUUGCUUAAAGAUGACAGCAGGAAUGUUGAGAAGGAAGGGAGGAAUGAAAUUCUACUUGAUGCUCCCCAAGAGGAAAAAUCAUUGUACAGCUUGGGACCAGUAGCUGAGACCCCUGGCCUCUUCAAACUACCUCAACUAAGUACAUCAGUUGGUCAUGGACCAACUCCUACAAAACCAUUGAAUAGACGCUUUGCACUAGAAAAUAAUCUUAUAAAAAUAACAAUUGUUGCACCAUUUGAUCCAACAGUUUGUGAUGCUGUACUUGAUAAGGACAAGACUGAUACAUCCAAAGACAUUGGAAAACCCUCCUCCCUUGGAGAAGAGUUGAGUGAAGAUGAGCUUAGCCCAAAUGAGAGCACACUUUGCACAGAAUCUGAAGGGAUCGGCUCCAGUAACUCUGCCUAUGAUAGGCCCCCACUCCCUUCUUCAAACAAUAACUUUCAACAGACUGUCUCCAAUAAAAAUAUGUCUGACAGUAAGAAACCUGCACUUCUCAGAUUCUCUCAAAUCUUGGACCAUUCAGAGACUUCUAAUACAGGGUCAUCAUGGAGAAAUGGAUCACAUAAAUCAAGUUGUGAAAUGAGGUUUCCAGUUGUUUCCAGUUCAUCAAACAAAAAGCAGGAUGUUCCUGACAAGGAUUCUGGGAAGCUGAAAGUCCGUGAGAAAAGACUAGGCAAAGUCAUUCCUGUUCUACAAGCCAAAACAAGGACUCAUGUUCCAACGUUUUCACCGUCAGAUCUAGAAGAGCAGAAGCAAAGUUAUCUCAGGAAUGUAAUCGCUCAUAUAGAAGACCCAGUGGAUUCUAACCAAGGUACCUUGGGGGAGCUGUGUGCCUUGAUGGAUCAAGUUCAUCACAUGCAUAACCAAAAAUGGCAGCAUCCUUCGGACCUCACCAGGCGGAACUAUGCCCGGUUCCGACAGAAGUCUCUGCAAAGAUACAGUCUGACUCAGUGGGUUGACAGGAACAUGCGAAGCCACCACCGAUUCCAGUGUCUACAGGAUUUUCCAUAGUCCUUUUGCCUCUUCCCAUCAGCCGUGAAGGUCCCUAUCCAGGGUCCUGUUCAGAGCAGCAUCUUAUCUUCUACUGUUUCAUGCUUUGUAGAUUUUGAAUUUUAUUUUUCACAACAUUUUUAUUUAAAGAAUCUGUUACCUUUUGGAAAUACCCAUUGCUGACUUGAAGUUUUUUGUAUAAGGUCCUUUCUGUUUGUGUGUGUGUAUGCAUUUAGGCAAUGUUGAGUUGAUACAGUUUUAAUUUUUAAAUUUACAUUGAAGGUGGCUGCCUCCUAAAAGCCAGCAUUGAGCCAAAACACCCAGGCUCAAGCAAAACACCCACCUCUGCAGAGAGGUGAAGUCUGCUUCUAGUGCCCCAAAAAAGUCAUCCUUUAAUCUCCUGUGAGGAAGGGAUUCUUUAUCAGGCUGCAAGCCAGUGUUAGUUAUUGCUGAUGACUUAUAAAAUGGAUACAAGUCACUUUAAACAAUCCCUCCUACUUUUCUAUUUGAAUCUCUAAGUAUCUGUCAGUGUUUUAAAGUUAGUAAUCCAGGACUUCUGAAGUAGUUGAAAGGACAAAUUAAAAGUAUUAAUCUCUUUUGUGUACCUACUAGCUGCCUUUAUUUUUUUUAGCUUUUUUUCAUUCUUCAUUAAAUUUGUUUUGCACAAUAGUGUUUACAAAUCUGACACAUUUUAACUCUGACAGAAGACCGGUGACUAACAAAUAGCUUCUGCUGGUUUGUGGUCUUGUUACUAGUCACCUUCUCUGCCUUUCUUUUUUUCCUCAGUGACCUUUGGGCUCUACCAGCAUAUUCCUAUAUCCUGUUAGACACAGAUAUAUGCCUCUUAAGAACAGCAUCCCUGUGCUCUUUACUGAAGAGGUGCCCACCUGGAGUCUUGACUCUGUGAUAGGCCAGAAAGCCAGUGCUAUUGAGAGGUGACAGUUGGUCUUCAGUUUCAUCUGCUGAACCCCAGCUUCAAGUAUGAGUUGUUGUGUUAAUCAGUGAGCCUCCAUCCUAUGGGAGAGACUCUGGAGAGGCAGUCUUUUGUCUGUAUUAUUAGUUAACAAGAGGUGCCUUUUGAUCCUGGAUGCUACCAUUUCCUCACUUGGUCAAACCUCUGAUGUACAAUUUUACAAGACUACUAAAGUGGAUCUAAUGUAGUUUUGAUUAAGCCCGUGUACAAAGUAUUACCUGAUCUUAAGGAUUGGUAUUCUGACCCAAGUUGACAGGUUCUGUGCAGCCACCUUACUGGAUGUCCUAGGAGUUCGUUAUUCUCUUUACAGACAGCUCUAGAUAUCUCUUGGGAGAUUUUGCAGUCGGCAUUUGUGCUGUUAUUGUUCACUCUCUGUCAAGGUGGUACCCAGCUGCUGUAGCACAGCCUGUGGUACUGAGCUCGCUGACUCUGUCUGGUUUCGUUGUUCAGUCAGCUCCAUCUUUGUAUGCAAGUAACCCAUCUUAAAUAUCCUACCCUGCUUCAGAAACUGACUUGGGGAAAUGCUCGGUCAUAGUUUCCAGUAAAUUUAGAUGGAUGUAAACUAUUUCUAUCUGGUCAAGGAUUCUCUCUUCCUUGAACAUUUGUUUAGAGUCUGGGACCAAAAUGCAAAGGAGAAGUUCUGUUCAAAAGCAAGAGUCAGAAUCUAUUAUUUCAAUUGGUAUUUAUCAUAACACUUUUCCAGGCUUCCCUAAAUUAGCUUGAUGAAGUAAGACAAGCAAGCAUCUGCCUUUGGAACUAUAGGAUAGUUAGAAUUAAUUGUAGCUGGGUAACUAGCAUUGCGGUUAUCUUGUUCCCUACAGAUAACCAAGAAGUAAAGGGACAGCCUUUUACUUAGUCAAAAGACUAAGACUCGUGUUCCUGCCUUCCUAGUACAGGAGGGUUUAAGUCUGGUGUAAUGGGAGCAUCGCCUUUGCCAAAUCAAAUGAGUAACGGGUUAACUAGAAAAUGUGACAAUCACAUUUCCUCUUUGCUCAAAUAAUUCUGUUUUUCUAAAGCUUUAGCAGCUUAAUUAAAUCUGUUGGACUGGGGGAGGAGAGAACUGUUCCCUAGCGGUUAACAUGGUAUUCUUUAAGAAGAAAAAGCCAAAGAAAACUUAUUAUUAGGCAUGUUCGCCUUAAAGAUGGUAGUGGGUAGAAUCUGGAGUUUUAAUCUGUUUUUAAAGCUACAUACAUUUGGUGUUGGCCGCUAAGUCUAACGUAGAAUUCUUGCCAUGUUGUUUUAUUUUAGUAUUGGUUGUGUGCAUUUAACUGCCUGCCUAGCUUUUCUUCAUCCAUGAUAACAUUCUCACCACAGGGGUCUUAAAGCAGAUGAGAAACUGGCUGUUUACAUAGUUGACUUGUAAGUAUAGAGCCUGAAAUAACCUAUAGUUUUGCAUCUAAGGCAGACCCCAAUUUACUUGAGUUGUUGUCAGGAUCAAUUAUGAAACUGAAGUUUGGUGCCUCCUCUUUAUCAUGUUUUUCCCCUUGUAGCAGUUGUGUUUAAUGUCAUUAAAAAGAAAUAAAAGUUCUUGUCAGUG
Molecule: messenger RNA, 4674 nt
Organism: Vicugna pacos (alpaca)
Lineage: Eukaryota; Metazoa; Chordata; Mammalia; Artiodactyla; Camelidae
Gene: S100PBP
Product: S100P binding protein
Molecular function (GO): calcium-dependent protein binding
Source: RefSeq, a predicted model, not a curated record